CUCGCAGGGGAAGAGGCAGCACCACAGCAGACCCAGUCCGCAGCUUUUGGACGGCAAAACCCCAAAUCCCAACCUAAGCUCAGCACUUGGACGGCGCACGGCGGUUCAGGCGCUUAGCACUUGGACAGUUGGACGGCGCGCGGCGGUUUUCCGGUUUGGACCGCUUCACUGCUUAGUUUCUGGCUUUCUGCAAUUCUGCUCUUCGGUGGUAAACUAGGACUCUGGAGCUGCGGCCUGCGGAACUACCUAACGGCACUUGAAAUCAAAGCAAAUGCUGUAUAUAAUAGGAUUGGGCUUAGGGGAUGAGAAAGACAUCACGUUGAAAGGACUUGAAGCAGUGAAGAAAUGCAACAAAAUUUACAUGGAAGCCUACACUUCUCUUCUCUCUUUUGGCCUCUCUUCCAAUGGCCUUUCUGCUCUGGAAAACAUAUAUGGGAAACCAAUUACCCUCGCUGACCGAGAAGUUGUUGAGGAGAAGGUUGAUGUCAUACUCUUCGAAGCCCAGACCACUGAUAUUGGUUUCCUUGUAGUUGGAGACCCUUUUGGAGCAACUACCCAUAGUGAUCUUGUUGUAAGAGCAAAAAAGUUGGGGGUGGAUGUAAAGGUUGUGCAUAAUGCAUCAGUAAUGAACGCUGUUGGGGUUUGUGGUUUACAACUGUAUCGAUAUGGUGAGACAAUCUCCAUUCCCUUUUUCACAGAAACUUGGAGGCCUGACAGUUUCUAUGAGAAAAUUCGUGAAAAUCGAAGGCUUGGGUUGCACACUCUCUGCUUACUGGAUAUACGAGUGAAGGAACCUUCAUUGGAAUCUCUGGCUAGGGGUAAAAAGAUAUAUGAGCCACCAAGGUAUAUGACAGUAAACACUGCCAUUGAACAGCUCAUAGAAGUGGAAGAGUCCCGCAGGGAAUCAGCAUAUAAUGAAGACACUGCUUGUGUUGGGUUCGCCCGUCUGGGCAGUGAAGAUCAGAAGGUUGUUGCAGGUUCUAUGAAGCGAUUGUUAACCUACGAUUUCGGGCCUCCUCUACAUUGUCUUGUCAUAGUUGGUACUACUCACCCAGUCGAAGAAGAAAUGCUAGAAUUCUAUGCCUGUUGAGAGCUUAGUUACAUGUCCAUGAACAUGGAACCUAUCUUUGACGGGUUUUUGAUUUGUUGCAUCACAUGUACCCUUGUAUUUUUCAUCUCUCUUGGGGGUUCAUAAUUAUUGAAGGUUCACCAAAAAUCUUAGAAAUCAUUAUGAUCUUGUAAUCCUCAACUUUUAUUUUUGUGAUUCCUUUUUUGCACACCGGUUGAGUUAUACUUUGCUUCAAAAUCUAAUAACAUUUCAUUUCAUAAUACAUUAUGUGCAAUAGAGUGUUUCAGUGUUUUUGCAGCAGCUGUGCAUAUAAUAAUGAUCUGGUUACUGCCUUA
Molecule: messenger RNA, 1404 nt
Organism: Cuscuta epithymum
Lineage: Eukaryota; Viridiplantae; Streptophyta; Magnoliopsida; Solanales; Convolvulaceae
Source: the annotation of a GenBank genome assembly